Bombyx mandarina (wild silkworm) is the source of this 4228-nucleotide messenger RNA. RefSeq names its product scavenger receptor class B member 1-like (gene SCRB12). Gene Ontology annotation, molecular function: scavenger receptor activity. The record is from RefSeq and is a predicted model, not a curated record. Gene Ontology annotation, cellular component: cytoplasm; membrane. NCBI's taxonomy places the organism in Eukaryota, Metazoa, Arthropoda, Insecta, Lepidoptera, Bombycidae.
CGAUACAAGAUACGCCACAGACGUUUUUUGAGAUUACAUGACAAAUGGCCACCGAAGUAUGAAACCUAAAAUGACUCAUACUGCGUCAAACUCAAAUAUUGAAAUCUUUCAAAGGUAUCAAUCAAAAACGCUCAGGAUUAUAGUGAACGCACCAUGGUAUGUUACAAAUGAAAGAAUUCAUUAUGAUCUUGCCAUAAGAAAAGUCAAAGAUGAAGUAAUCCAUCGAGCUAAAGCCUACUGUGUAAGAUUGGAAGGUCAUCCGAAUAACCUUGCUAAGCAUUUAAUGGACAACCAAAUAACCACAAGAAGACUCAGAAGAAGAGUGCCCCAAGAUCUACUAGAUCUACUGUGGAUUAAUUGAUAUGGACAUAUCGAUGGACAUUGUGUAUGCACCGCCUAAGAAAUAGUUUUUCUCAAAAAUACGGCUGAAUGUCUUAAGACAGCUUACCGUAUAGAAUUUAAAAAAACAUUUUCUCAGCGGUCCCCAUGCGGUCGUGCAGGCUAGGCGGUGCAAGUAUAAAUAAAACAUUGACGUUAGUCUGACGGUGUAACCGGUACAGUGCGGUGUACUUUGUCGAGAGAUGCUUGCUUUCUCACGCAGUGCACAACGUACUUAACUAAUCCAAGUCGACGGUGGACAAACAAUUUGAAGCUCAAGCCGAAGCCGAAUGUAUUGCAAGAUUACAAAACGGAUUUUUCGCGUUUAACAUGAAAAAGUGAUAUGUUUGUUCUAAUCACGCGAUAAAUAUCUCUGAGUGUAAAGGAACGUGAACGGCAAUUACAAUUUCCAAUAAUUUUCAGACAGUAGUUUAUAAUGAUCAACAAUUUUCAUUACAUUUAGACGUAAGUAUGUUUAAUUCAGACGUCAGAAAUUGUGAAGUUAAUAAAAGAGAUACCUCUGAAUGAAUUAGGAAUCUCGUAUACGAUUUGCGAAAACCUUCGAGUGCUUUGAAUAAUAUCCACUAAAAUAUCUCAUUAAAAUAAAUUAAACAACAGACCACGUCGAAGAAUGAUUCUUAUAUAUUUGAAUUUCUAUCAAAACAACAACAACGGGCCACUCAGUCCGGCAGAAACAGUAUUAAACUGUCGAGUGUAGAUUUUUUCGGCUGUAGAUAACGUGCUCAUAUUAUCUCACUUGAUAUGAUUUGAUCAUCAACUGACGUAGACGUUACAUGGAUGACACUCACAGCUUGAGAUGUGAGGCCAGAAUUACAAUUAUCUCAAGAUAUUGUAUUAACGAGUGCCCCACCCCACGGACCAAGACGCAGUGCUGUUUCGCUGUUUAACUAAAUUAAUAUUCAAAUAUUGGCGUAGUUUUUCUUUACGGCAGUAAAUAAAGCAAGAUGCUGCUCGCGAGGAGCUCAGUGUAGCGGACAGUGUCGGUCGCUAGCUAGUGCGUUUUCAAUUCUAUCUGAGACGGCUGAGUUUACCUUCUGUAAUAUAACUAAUUAACUAUAAUAAAAAUUUUACGAUUUAUAUGAAUUAGACGACCAAAGUAAUCGAGUGAUUUAUUUUUCUUUAGUACAUUCGACCGUGAAGUUGUUUGGAAACGAAUUUGAAUAUGGCCCGAAAUGAAGGUACCUUUUAUUGAUUAGUAGUGAAAUAAACAAUUUUCCCAUAGGUAUAUUAAAAUGGCGGUGACUGGCGAAAAUCUUAAUCUAUUCUACGAAAAAGGGAAAUUGUUUACAAGUAACCGAGUGCAUUUCAGGUAGAUUGAUAAUUAUAACGGCAAUAGCCGGAGUGACAAUAUUGGCUGCGGCACUAGUCACCAUGGCCCUGGAUCCCAUACAGCUUUUAAUCAAUUAUAAUACCCGCGUCACCAACAAUUCAUUUAUGUUCAAUAUGUUCCAAAAAGAGGUGGAUGGUGCCCAUUUGUCUUUAUACGUAUUUAACGUGACCAACGCUCAGGAGUUCAUGACGGGAGAAGAUCACAGUUUAAAUGUACAAGAAGUUGGACCGUUUACUUACGCAGAAAUAAGGCAGAACAUUGAUAUAGAUCUGGACGAGGAGGCCGGUGAGCUGGAGUUCACGCCGAACAUGAAGCUUCGCUUUGUGCCCGAGCAGUCGGUGGCCAGACCUGAAGAUGUUAUCGUCACCGUGCCCAAUCUGGCUCUCUUGAGUGUGGCUUCAUUGGUGAGCUCCUUACCAUUCUUCAUUAGGAAUACAUUUAAACUGCUGUUCUCCACCCUCAACUGCAAGUCCAUAACGACCAUCGACGUAUACAGCUUUCUAUGGGGAUACAGUGACCCUCUGAUCUCGCAAGCCUACAACAUCGUCCCUGGAAUCGUCUACUUUGAUAAAUUCGGGAUCAUGGACAGACUCUACGACAACAAGACCAUUUACAGAAUGAGGGUGGGAAUCCGUGAUGAAGACAGGUUCAGCAUAAAAACUCUAAAGAAAUACAUGAAAAGCGAUAACUGGAUGAAUGAAAGAGCUCUAGAAAGCUACAAAUACAAGAACACAUACGAGGGAGCAGCCUAUCCACCGGGGCUCAAUGUGGAGACUCCGAUCAACAUCUACCGGCUGGGAGUCUGCAGAGAACUGAAUCUUGAGUUCCACGGAACAAAGAACAUGGAAUAUGGAGGCGAUGCCUGGAUAUACAGAAUCAGUAAUGAAACAUUUAACAGGGAUUGUGGCGCAGGGGUCUGUGGGAUGAUGGACCUCUCUAGUUGUACUUACGGUAUUCCUAUAACGAUGUCCAGGACUCACUUCCUCGACACAGACCCGAAGAUAUAUGAGCGCAUCAAGGGCAUCAAUCCAGAUCCUAGUAAACAUGAUAGUCACUUUCUAUUAGAGCCUAACAUUGGGAUAUCGCUCUCUACAUCGCUGUCGCUACAAAUGAAUAUGAACUUGGCUGAUUUGAGGUUUAGUGAUAAAACUGAAAUGUUUUCCGACUUGGUUCUGCCGGUUGCUUAUAUAAAAGUUGUCCAACAAGAUGUUUUUGACACGCUGAACGGAAUUCUGAGAACCAUUCACGUAACGGCGCCGAUCACAUUAAUAUCAAUUGAAGUGACAAUGUUCCUAAUUGCAGUAGCUAUUUUGGCGUAUUCCGGACUAUUGCUGUACAGAAGAAGUAAAUGUAAAGCCAAGAAAAAGGCUUAUGCCAAGUUAAAUUUAAGACAAAACCUACCUUUAAUACAGUGUCAACUUAAAAAGACGUAAUUAAAAAAAUUGUCAUCGUUCAGUCUCGGGGACUUUUUCACGACUUAGACAAUACUUUUAGUAAAUCAGUUUGUCAGUCUGUGUACUCGCGGAAGAUAAAAAGUAAAUUAAGUUUCUUGUUAAGUUUUUCGAAUAGAUUUUCGUUUUUGUGCCAAAUGCAUUACAGUGCAUAUUAUAUUGUAAAUGAUAUUAUUAGGUAGUUAAACAUUAGAACACUCUUUCUGGUUUAAGCGUUAUUUUGUGGUCAUGUGGUUUUUUUGUUCAAUUAUUUCUUCAUCUAUAUGAGGCAGUCAGCGCAAAAGUCUCCUAAGCUUAUCAUAGUUAGUAUGGAGAUAAUGAGGGUGGAAUUUAUUUUUACACUGCUUCGUAGGCAAAAACAUUACGCGCAAAAAUAAUGUUUACAAGGCCAUCUGUUCUUUAUGGGGGAGACUAUGGAUAAUUCGGUUUUGCCUUAAAAUUGAUUAUGUUCUAAAUAUUAUAUAUAAGCGCGAAUAUGAAAAAAUGUGGGUUAGGUCACUUUUGCACUGACGAUCUCAUAUAUCUUCAUGAUGCCGACACUGUCAAUGCCACGAUAAGUAAUAUAAUCUCGCGAUUAUUUUCGUGUACUAGCCCAGACGUGCAGACAGCUCGGCCUGUCCAGUGUUAAGUGUUUACCGGAUUUUAUAGACAGCAGAAUGUGAAUACAGAUCGACCUCUGACCUGUCGAUGUAUGAACACAUAGUUCAGAUGCCUCAGAAGUUGCACCAUGUUCAACGUCCAAGAUCUGUGUUAUGUGGAUCUGUGUUGGAUGUUACACAGAACGCUCAAUUUUUAUUGUGUAGCUGUGCUUAUUUUAAGCGGUCGAAUACUUCUGUCGAGAAUAAUUUUGUUAAUGAGAAUAUUUUGAAUUUUACUAAAAUAUAUUUUUAACAAUUUAAGUUUUAUGAUUGCAUUUAUAUAAUUUUCCUCGUCUGCAUUUUCGGUUUUUUUUUAAUACGAAAAAGACAUCACAUUAGUAAGUAAAAUAUGUUUUGUAGCAAAACUUUAAUUUUAAUAGUUGAAUAAUUGUAUGAUAAAGAUCUCUUAU